GUCUCGGCCUCGGGGACUCUGACAGCCGCCCCAGCCUCUGUUGCCGCAUCCGCGUCGCUCUGCGCGCAGUGGGCCGCAGGGAGCGGGCCUGAGAGGAGGGCUCCCGCUCUCGCUUGUGUUCCCGUUCCCGCAUCGCGCAGCUGCAGCUCUCGGGCACGUGACGCCUCGCGGGGUGCGCGCGGGCUGCGCGGGGAGGAGAGCGGAGCGGGCGGCUGGAGGACCCCUCUGGCGCGCACGGCCAGGGACGCGUUGCCGCCUGAGGGCUUAGGGCCGUUCUUCUGGGUCCUGCUGCCUACCUGCUCCCGGCACUGCCACGCCUCUGUCACAGGCUGCGUGAGCGUACUUUGGGGUGACUUUUGGGCAGUAAUCCUGCCAAACCCAAAUUCCAUUUUCCAGGGUGUCUGGGAGGAAACUUGAGGGUGCGAGAGUGCUCCACUCCUUUGUCCUUUUCUGAGGAUUCUCCUGGAUUUUUUUUUUUUUUUCUCCUUCGUGUCCUGCCUUUCGAUCAGUCUUUCUGUCUGUUAACGAAAUCCAAAGUCCUCACGGCCCAGAUCGGUCUUGCUUUUCGCAGGGCCUCGGAAGCAAAUGGAGCUGUGGAAUGAGCGUUGUGGCUUCUAGACAAGCUGCAGGAAUUCCAGGGAUUACUCCAACUGAAGAAAAAGAUGGUAAUCUUCCAGAUAUUGUGAAGAGUGGAAGUUUGCACGAGUUCCUGGUUAAUUUGCAUGAGGGAUAUGGACCUGUGGUCUCUUUCUGGUUUGGCAGGCGCCUUGUGGUUAGUUUGGGCACUGUUGAUGCCCUGAAGCAGCAUAUCAACCCCAAUAAGACAUCGGACCCUUUUGAAACCAUGCUUAAGUCAUUAUUAAGGUAUCAAUCUGAUGGUGGGAAUGUGAAUGAAAACCACAUGAGGAAAAAAUUAUAUGAAAGUGGUGUGACUAAUUCUCUGCAGAGUAAUUUUGCUCUCCUCCUAAAGCUUUCAGAAGAAUUAUUAGAUAAAUGGCUCUCCUACCCAGAUUCGCAGCAUGUACCCCUCUGCCAGCAUAUGCUUGGUUUUGCUAUGAAGUCUGUUACACAGAUGGUGAUGGGUAGUACAUUUGAAGAUGACCAGGAAGUCAUUCACUUUCAGAAGAAUCAUGGCACAGUUUGGUCUGAAAUUGGAAAAGGCUUUUUAGAUGGAUCACUUGAUAAAAGUAUAACUCGUAAAAAACAAUAUGAAGAUGCUCUUAUGCAACUGGAAUAUAUCUUAAAGAAAAUCAUAAAAGAACGAAAAGGAAGGAACUUCAGUCAACAUAUUUUCAUUGACUCCUUAGUACAAGGGAACCUUAAUGACCAGCAGAUCCUUGAAGACAGUAUGAUAUUUUCUCUGGCCAGUUGCAUAAUAACUGCAAAAUUGUGCACCUGGGCAAUCUGUUUUUUAACCACCUCUGAAGAGGUUCAGAAAAAACUUUAUGAAGAGAUAGACCAAGUUUUGGGGAAGGAUCCCAUUACUCCAGAGAAAAUUGAGCAGCUCAGAUAUUGUCGGCAAGUACUUUGUGAAACAGUUCGGACUGCCAAACUGACUCCAGUUUCUGCCCGGCUUCAAGAUAUUGAAGGAAAGGUUGACAAAUUUAUUAUUCCUAGAGAGACUCUUGUUCUUUAUGCCCUUGGUGUGGUACUUCAGGAUCCCAGUACUUGGCCAUUACCACACAAAUUUGAUCCAGACCGGUUUGAUGACGAAUCAGUAAUGAAAACUUUCUCCUUGCUUGGAUUCUCAGGCACACAGGAAUGCCCAGAGUUGAGGUUUGCAUAUAUGGUGACCACAGUACUUCUGAGUGUAUUGGUGAGAAGGCUGCACCUACUUUCUGUGGAGGGACAGGUUAUUGAAACUAAGUAUGAACUGGUAACAUCAUCCAAGGAAGAAGCUUGGAUCACUGUCUCAAAGAGAUAUUAAAAUUUUAUACAUUCAGCUUUCUGGAGGAAAAUGAUGGUUUAGAAAAAUCUGUAUUAAAUCCUUUUAUAAACUAAGUAAUACUGUGGAAUAUAAAUACAUACUAGUACUUCAUUAUGUAAAUUUGGAUUUUUGUAUAUCAGAUUUUCUUAAUUCAUGAUAUACAUUGAUUCUUAUUAUAUCAGUAUAAUGAUAAUUUUAAUGGGAAGCUCUCUGCUUUUUUGUUUUAUCACUUUCUAUGCCAUUAUCUUCAUAAUAUUUUUCUUUGAUCUCUAAUGCUCUUUUUUUAAAUCUCUAAUAUUCUUGAAGAGAGACAUUAUUUUUGCACACUUUGGCAAGUCAUGUUUUCUAAAUAUUUAUAAAAGGGAAACAUAAUCCUAACUUCUUUUCAUACUUCCAGUAAAUCAUUUUAAUGGGGGAAAAUAAGAACUUCCCAUUAUGUUAUUUCUUGGGUUAAGAUUUUUAUUUUCUGAGUAUAAAUUAGUUUGUGUUUAGUCGUUAUUAGUAGGUUUGAGUAACCUACCUUGUGUUUGCUUAUUUUUAUACCUCCCCAGACAAUACUGUUCAUUUCAUGACUUAUACAAGGAUCAUCAUUUUGAGCAGUUCUAAAUCAUUUGGAAACUACUACCAUUGUUUUUGAAUGUGUUUUUGAAGUGCCUCUCCUAAGGGACAAACUAAGAUUGAAGCUUGUCUUUUCUUUUGUUUGGCUGGAAGUGUUACUGGCACUAUAUUACUUCACCAAUUCUCAUUUGUGGAAACAACUGAAUUCUACUUUGUUGUUAUUAUGUCAUGUACUAAAUAUAACGAACUUCAAUGAUUAGGAAAUGAGAGAGCACUAACCAAAAAAACAAAACCAAACUAAAAAAAAAACAAAACAUGAUGAAAAUAAUUUGCAAAACAUCUGAUACGGAUAAUAUCCAUAUGAUAUAUAAAUAGCUCUUACAGAUUGGUGAGAAAACAUAAUAGAAAAAUGAUCAAAAGACAUGAAUAAACUAUUCUUAGAGGAGGAAAUAGCUAUUAAAAUUUUAGAAAAAAGGGUUAGUCUCACUAGUAAGUAAAGGAAUUUGAGGGCUAUUUUAAAAACACUUUAAGUAUCUUUCAAAAUUUUAUUUACACUGAUAAGUUUUAUAUUUAAUACUGUUUUAUUGAUAGCAUUAUAGUUUUGUCCACCUUUUCUGGUUACAUUGUUCUUGAGGAUUCUUUUAAGACAACAACUGAAGGAAAUAUGGCAAGUGCAGAUAGAGAGGAAAGGAAGAAAAAUGAUAACUAUUUGCAAAUGGGUUUAUUUUUGACACUGCUGAAUUCCACUUGUAAUUUUAGUUUCAAGAUUGUACCCUAGUUAUUGAGUUAUUUUAUGCUGUGUUUAUGGUCAGAUUGCCAACAUUUUAGAACUAGCUAGGAGUGGUUAAGAUAGAAUUUAAGUAAUUAGAUGCAGCUUUUAUUUCUGCCAAAAAUAUCUAAUUUAUGGAAUAAUUUAAAUUCUAAAACUUUAAGUGAAAUGUAUUCUUAGUUUCCAGCAUCAUGUUGUUUCCAAAAAGGCACACUCUUAAGUUCCCACCUAUCAUUUUCUAUGGUUUUGUGUGUAUCCAUAUUUUCCUUUGUUAUCCCAGUACCUUGAUUGGUUUGGAAACUGGCAGUGGAAAGUUAGAGUAGGCAAUUGAUAUGUAAACCAAGUGUCAGUAAAAUCAGCGUGAGGUAAGUUGUAUUUUAAAGCAAGUGAGACCUGAUCAGCAAUCAUCAAGGCAAAAACAGAGUAGUUGAGCCAAAGGGUCAAGGAAUUGGUAUAUUGCCAAUAUACAAGCCAAUGUAUAAUUACUACUGGUUUGAAUCAAUGAAAAUAAAAGAAUCAGCUGAAUAAGCACA
Felis catus (domestic cat) is the source of this 3787-nucleotide messenger RNA. RefSeq names its product cytochrome P450 family 20 subfamily A member 1 (gene CYP20A1). The record is from RefSeq and is a predicted model, not a curated record. NCBI's taxonomy places the organism in Eukaryota, Metazoa, Chordata, Mammalia, Carnivora, Felidae. Gene Ontology annotation, molecular function: heme binding; monooxygenase activity; iron ion binding. The coding region runs from base 599 to 1927 and encodes 442 amino acids. Gene Ontology annotation, cellular component: membrane. The transcript is spliced from 13 exons.